AUGAAGAGGUCAAGAUAUGGUAUAAAGUGUAGUCGUUGCCACAAGGAUGGUCACAACAAGGCCACUUGUAAACUACAACAACCACAAGCUAGUUCAAGUCAGGUACAAGAUGCAAUAAGUCAACAACCAUCACAAGCUAAUACAAGCCAAUCACCAUCUGUUGCAACAAGUCAACCACCGUCACAAGCUGUUACAAGUCAACCACCACCAACUAUUGCAACAAGUCAACCACCGUCACAAGUUGUUACAAGUCAACCACCGCCACCUGUUGCAACAAGUCAACCACCACCAUAA
Messenger RNA from Lathyrus sativus (Indian pea), 294 nucleotides. The record is from the annotation of a GenBank genome assembly. NCBI's taxonomy places the organism in Eukaryota, Viridiplantae, Streptophyta, Magnoliopsida, Fabales, Fabaceae.